Molecule: messenger RNA, 1614 nt
Organism: Lodderomyces parapsilosis
Lineage: Eukaryota; Fungi; Ascomycota; Pichiomycetes; Serinales; Debaryomycetaceae
Product: Zn(II)2Cys6 transcription factor domain-containing protein
Exons: 2
Coding region: 1-1614 (537 amino acids)
Biological process (GO): regulation of transcription by RNA polymerase II
Molecular function (GO): zinc ion binding; DNA-binding transcription factor activity, RNA polymerase II-specific
Source: RefSeq, a predicted model, not a curated record
AUGACUCAAGAACCGAGGAAAAAACGAUCCAGAAAUGGAUGUCUUAGUUGCAAACAAUUGAAGAUUAAGUGUAAUGAGGCCAAACCUGCUUGUGAAUAUUGUGUUCAUAGACAUAGGGAAUGCAUUUAUCCAACUUCGAAUACCAAAACUAGAAUUCAAACCCGUCAGCAUCACCAUGCCAAGAAAUCAUCUACAUCAAUUGAAGUGCUAGAUACAACUACAACUGCAACAUCAACAACACCAGUACUGGAUGCAUUUGACUCGAUAGUCACUUCACCUAGCUUCACAACAGCCUCACCUUUAUUCGAUGAAGAAAAAACACCAUCACUGAUUCUUUAUGGUGGUGAAUUUAGUUCUCGAACUAAAACACUACUACUUCAAAAGUUCAACAAUGAACACCCAACCCAUGCAGAUUUCCUUACACGAAGUUUGAUAUUGAAUCAAACAUCAACUAUGCUUGGCCUUCUGAGAUUUGAAUUGCGAUUAUUGAAAUUUUUCGACAUGCAUUGUAUCCACAUGUUUUCAUUUGGAGUUAAUCCAGGAAUUCACAAUGCUUGGAAGUACAAAGUGCCUCGAUUGUUUAUGGAGAGUGAAUUGGUUCGACAACUGAUGUUUUCAUUUGCUGCUGUUGUGUUGGGUACUACAUUGCCGUUAUCGAAUACACAAAGAACAGAUAACGGCGAGAAGGCUGUUGAUGUUGAUGAUGAUAUGUUUGAUGCAUUAGCUAGACAGGAUGCAUAUCAUGAGUUUGACUCCAUGACGAGACAAAACAUCUAUUCGAAAACCACAACUCAUUUUCUUGAAACGUUGGCCAGAGCACAAGACAAGAUUAAUGAAGUCAAAACGUCUCAUUCAUUCACUGAUACACUUACUGCCAAGGAGUUGACAGUGUCAAGCAUACUUAUCUUUUCAUUCUUGGGUGUACAACCACAUGGAUUAAUCAAACUUAUCAGUUUCAGUCAAGAUAAUGGGACAGAAGAAGACGUGGCCGAGACUGACAUGAUUUCAAUCGCACGUGGAUCUCGAGACAUUGUGCUCAAUUGUGCAAGUACAAUCCUUGAAUCGGAUCUAAGUGGAUUACUUUUUUUCAGAGUCAGUGAUGAACUAAAUAGUCCACCUUUGAAGGAAUGCGAUUAUCCUAUAAUCAAGUACCUUUUACAAGAACUAUAUCUAUUCCAAGACUCAACAACACGUGAGGAAGUAGGAGUAGUCAAUGACACAUCACUGUCGUAUCAAACAUUACAAUUGGCACUCGACUGUUUAACCAAGUCACUUUUCGGAUGCGGCUGUUACAAAUUCCCUAUACCGUUAUUUCGUUUCCUCAUGGUUAUUCCCGAAGAUUUCCGCCGGUUGCUUUAUGCCAAACAUCAGUUUGCAUUAAAGAUGUUGUACAUUUAUGCCGCGUUGUGUUUUGUUGCCAAAUUUCAAAUGUAUAAAGAGUAUAAUAUUUGGCGAGAUUUUGUUGUGUGGUAUAAAGAUGAAGUUGGGCUAGCUGAUACUACAGAGGAACUGUUAUAUCGUCUUGUUGUUAAGCACGGUUAUGGUAUUGCUCAGUUUAUGGAUUUUCCAUUGUUUGACCCUAUCAAAGUGUGUGAUGAAUUGGACCACCCUUAG